Nomia melanderi (Alkali bee) is the source of this 6118-nucleotide messenger RNA. Its product is annotated as tyrosine-protein phosphatase non-receptor type 2-like. NCBI's taxonomy places the organism in Eukaryota, Metazoa, Arthropoda, Insecta, Hymenoptera, Halictidae. Gene Ontology annotation, biological process: negative regulation of ERK1 and ERK2 cascade; negative regulation of receptor signaling pathway via JAK-STAT; peptidyl-tyrosine dephosphorylation. The record is from RefSeq and is a predicted model, not a curated record. Gene Ontology annotation, molecular function: non-membrane spanning protein tyrosine phosphatase activity; protein kinase binding. Gene Ontology annotation, cellular component: nucleus; cytoplasm.
CAUUCUUUAUGUAUCUAAAUGAACGCAAUGCAUCGUAGGUGGCACCAGUUCACCGAAGUGUUUAUAACGACGCGGAAACAUGUGUGGUCGAGCGGCUUGUUCUUUGAAUCCUGACACUGUGAGCCGAGCUUGCGAUUACAAGGAUGGCACCGGCAAACGACGUACUACGCCUUGGACGAAAAGCGACGUCAAAUACGUACCGUCAUACAAUAUUGGCCCUAAAGAUGUUUUACCUUGUCUCGUCGCUGGCUCACAUUUCGGACAAGAUGACGAGAGAGUACUUUGCGCUAUGAUGUGGAGUAUGAUACCACCCUGGCACGAGGGUGAUUAUAGGAAACAUUCUUUAUCAACGCAUAAUGCACGCCUGGAGAAUCUUAAAAGUUCUACACUAUAUGCUCCACCACUUCGUAAGGGACAAAGAUGUAUCAUAGUUUGCGAAGGUUACUAUGAAUGGAAAGCUGGUAAAACUAAGAAAGAAUCUAAACAACCAUUUUACAUUUGUGCUGCUCAAAAAAAAGGAAUUAAAGCAGAUGAUCCUUUAACAUGGAAGAAUGAAUGGUCAGAAGAAAGUGGUUGGCAAGGUUUUAAGGUAUUAAAAAUGGCAGGAAUAUAUAACAAGUUCAAAACUGGAGAGGGUAAAGUAAUAUAUAGUUGUACGAUAGUUACAACAGAAUCUAAUAAUGUCUUCUCAGCAAUACACAAUCGUAUGCCUGUAUUUUUAAAAACAGAAGAUGACGUACAUACUUGGCUAAAUGAGGACCUCUCUGUAGUUGAAGCAGUUAACAUGUUAAGCAAAUUAACAUUGACAGAGGGUGAUUUAAGCUGGUACCCUGUCUCAACUCUUGUAAACAAUGUUUCAAAUAAAAGUGAAAAUUGUAGGAAGGAGAUAAAACCUGUAGAAGAGAAAAAAAGUAACCCUAACACUUUUAUGACUUCUUGGUUGAAGAAGGGGACAGUGGAAUCAGCUAAGAGAAAAAGUACAAAUACCGAUGAUGACCACAGCAACGAAAGUCCAAAAAGUAUCAAAAAGCCACCGAAAAUUAAGUCGGUGGUGGCUCGGUACUAUUCGCGCGAGUGGGUGCAGUGUGUACGGCAAAGAACGAAGGUGUACACGUACGUGCGUACCGAGAGAGCCUAUCUGUGGUGGUUGCGCGUUUUCGUCUCUCGUGCCGCGGGGGCUGCCCUUCGCGAGAAUCCGCGUCACGCAUGGCACUGCUCCGUGCCUGAGACGCCUUUUUCCCGGAGACAGAGAGAGCGAGAUCGCGCGCGACCGGGGCCCAGCCUCUUCGCGUGCCUCGUCUCGUUUUGCCGUUUUCGAGCACCGGAGAGACCGAGUCGCGAACGAGCCGACAGAAUGACCAGCCAAGGGACGCGCGAUCAAGGGAUCAGCAACGUAGAGACCGAGUACCAGGAGAUCAACUCGAAGGCAGCCUGGCCGAUCCUCUAUCAGCAUAUUCGUAAUGAAUGCAGCAACUUCACAUACACAUGCAACGAAUCUAAAAAACCUCAAAACAAAAAUUUGAACCGUUAUAGAGAUGUUGCUCCAUAUGACCAUAGUAGAAUUGUUCUUAAAAGAGGGGCAAGUGAUUAUAUCAAUGCCAACCUUAUACAGGUAGAUCGUGCCCACAGACAAUACAUUCUUACUCAAGGACCAUUAGAAAAUACUGCAGGUCACUUCUGGUUGAUGGUAUGGGAGCAAGCCUCUAAAGCAGUGUUAAUGUUAAAUAAAAUAAUUGAAAAGAAUCAAGUUAAAUGUUAUCAGUAUUGGCCACUUGGUGAUUCAUUGGAUGAUACUAUGACGUUUUUGGAUGUUGGUAUAAAAGUAGAAUAUGUCAGCAAAACAGAAUCAUCGGAUUACACAACUAGAAUAUUAAAAUUAACAGAUUUGGAAUCAAAAGAAAGUAGGGAAAUACUACACUUUCAUUAUACUACUUGGCCAGAUUUUGGUGUACCACAAAGUCCAACAGCCUUUCUUCAUUUUCUGGCAGAUGUUAGGCAAUCAGGAGCAUUAGAUCAAAAUGUUGGACCCCCAGUUGUACAUUGUUCUGCGGGCAUUGGAAGGUCGGGAACAUUUUGUUUAGUUGAUACAUGUCUUGUUUUGAUUGAAGAAAAUGGAUUGAAUUCUGUAAAUGUUAGAGAUGUGUUGAUCGAAAUGAGAAGAUCCAGAAUGGGUUUAAUUCAAACGCCAGAUCAAUUAAGAUUUUCUUAUGCUGCUAUAAUUGAAGGAGCAAAACAAUUGCCAUCCAAUAACGUGAAUGUUGAUAAUGAGAUAGUCACAAAUCAUUAUGAUGUAGUUAAUAAUAUUAGUCAUUCUUCGAUUGAAGAAGAAGAUGAACCGCCUCCUUUGCCACCUCCAAGAGGUGAAUCGUUAACACGUAGUAUGAUGGCAGACUUAACUUCAAAUGCAACGACAAAGAACGAUGAAUUAGGUGGACCUCCUGAUAAACCGCUACCCAGAGAGCCGCCGACUCAAACGGAAACAUCUACAAGUUCAUCACCACCAAACUCUACAGCGAUCGCAAAUAAUUUACAUGAAAAUAGUUCAGAUAGUAUUUCAGUGCCUAAUGAAAUUACUAGCGACGGUGAAAACUCUUUGCAAACAUGUAGUCCUCCGUCCAGUCCAGAUGUGAAAAACGAAGUACGCCAACGUCAUAAAGAAAAGAAGGAACGUUUGGCAGCAUACGUACGGGAAAUCAAGCGUCGACAAAAGGAGACAGAAGAAUGGCAAAAGCUCAAGAGGUCAUUAUUUAAGCCCCUUUCAAUAGGCAUAGGUGCCGCAAUUGUUGGUGGGGGUAUUCUAGCAAUCUGUGGCUACUUGUACAUGCGUGGUUAGGAUUGAAUUGUUUCCAUGUCGCGCGUGUACAUAGAAUCUUUUGAGCUGUCAGUGAUACUAGGUGAUUCGCACGUUCAAGAAUAGUUACUUUCACCACGAGAUAUUUAACAUUAUUUGCACAUGUCAUUGCUUGUCGUCGUGAGAAAGGAAUUAAUCAGGGAGAAGCAUUUGGUAUUAUACGAUUGAAGGAAUCUAUAUAGUCGUCCGAAAACGUACUAUCGGUAACAAAUAAUUAAUAAUAGAUUCAGAGAUAUGAGUUAUCAAAGAAAUGUUCAGAAAGAAAAAGUAACUUAUUCUAAGGAAGUGCGUUUGUAAAGGAUGUUGUUUUACGACAAAGAUGCUAACGAAGAAAAGAUAGAAAGGUCGAUGAUGAAAGAAGAAGGGGGAGAUCUUCAAUUUGUAUUUUUAUAUUGUGAUUUACUCAAUGAGUACGUAGAAUAUUAGACGGUAUACAUUCUUUUGAAGAUUUUUCAUUAGGUUCCCUUGAAAGUCGAAGUUCUUGAAGUGAGUAGAUUAUUUCGUAUUCGUGUUUCCAUUUAUGAUGAAGGAAUAGGAGGUGCAUUGAAUCAAACUUUUCGUUCGCGUUAUAAAUCGAAAAUGAGUCUCCUUAUUAUUUGCACCAGGUGCUUUAAAAGGAAAAUGAAAACCUACGUAAAGGACUAAAAGAAGCGAUGAGUCAAUGCCUUCUUACUCAUACAUCGUAAUAACCGUAGGCUUUCAUAUACACGAUACACGUUAUACAAAGUGGGUGCACGACGUUCCAACCAGCAAACAUUAUUAUUUACUUUCUAAUACAAAAGCAUAAACAAGUAUUACUCCACCACUUUUAGAUUUAGUUCUUUUUAUUUAACUAAUUUCUUUACAAACAAUAUUUAAAGUUUAAUUAAUACUUCGAAAACAAAUGAGCGGAGUCUCUUUAAUUUAAACAAGGUUUUCAAAUAAAAUAGUCCUAUUGUCAGUAAUUAUUCAAAUUAUUUGCUUAAAAUUUAAAAGCACCGAAUCACUUCACUAGACUCUUAUGAAUAUAUUCGUGAUAGACAUAGAGGAAUGUUAACAAUUUUAAUUAUAGUAUACACUGUGAAUGUUUUAAAUAACUUGCCCGACAAAGUAGAACCCAUUCUUCUAUCGAGUAUCUACAAAGAAGAAAAAUUUAUACUAGAAUUAGCAUAAGCCAUACCUGUGACAUACCAUGGCCCAUUCUUUACGUGGGAAGCUGUUUAUUUAGAAUUAUCGCGAUUUUAUUUGACACUUGUUCCUGGGGCUAUGAGUAAAGAGGUAUAAACUUUUAACUUUCUCUCUUCCUUAAAGGAAUGCAGACCAUCAAGGUAUUCUGUUAACUGGCAACUUGUGCCUUCGAUUGUGUACUUGGUAAUGUUUCAUAGAAUUUCAUACAAUGCUCAUAAGAUCGAGAAUACGAGUGAUUUUAUAUGGAAUAAUAGGAGAAACUUUUUUUUUACACAAAAAAAAAACAUAUUUGGUAUACAGAGGAAGGUUAGUAACGAAUUUUAUUACAACAAUUAAUGUCAACAGAAAACAACAAAAACGUUCCAACUGAUGAGCUUGCAUGGUGCUCAUUACGCAGUCUUCGCGAAACUUAUGCAUAUUAAUUAUUCGUUUUCACUUAAUAACGAAGCAGUGGACAAAGUGGGUGCCAAACAAAUUAUAAACUAACAAAAGUUUUGUAUAAUGCAUAAGUAGACAUGCGUGCAUUCAAUACCUCUAUGGUCUUAUUCAGUUCCUGGCAUUGUUUCAUACUGACACUUUAGAUAUCAAACUGACAUCAAAUGAUUAUCAAGAGUAGCAGCAACUGAUUUUCAAAAACUAGUUAUUAUGAUGAUUCGUAGGAACUCCCUCGCAAACAUGCAAUCAAGAGUUCAGAGAAUUAUUAAAACGAUAAUUCUACUGGAUUAAUUAGAAAGCUCUUGGUAACAUUCAGCGGAGUCUGAUGCCAUCCGAAUACUCUAUAAGGAAUGUGUGAAAACAAAUCCAGAAACUAAUUGAAUCAAGCAAAACACAUUGGAAGCAUCUUUUUCAUGAGAUCGCCGGUUAGCGAGCUUUUAUACACUUUUAAUCCCUUUUUAAAGCAUUUUUCUACACAAAUAACUUGGAAACACCUCACCUUUGCGCUAGAUAAAGAUAGAGAAAGGCGUUGAAAGAAUCAUUUCUUCUAAAGUACGAUUUCCGACCGAUUUGCUCAACGGGAUAGUAAAGUCCUUGGGCAUCGCAAAAAGACUGAAUACGUCUAAUUGCUUCUAAAGGAGACGAAGUUAACGAAGAAAAAAAAUGAAACAAGUACGUGUUAAGCCUGUACUCUUAAGCUGAGCUUUUAUGUAAAUCACAGUUACUAAGCUCGCGUAGAGAAAUAUUUACUUGUCGGAUCGUGUUCCAAAACGAAACAGAAACAAAGUGGCGAAGGACGAGGGGGUAUGUAGUUCGCGCGUCACGACUUUCCUCGCGUUGAAAGCACGUCGCGGACGAAGUGUAUUUUGUACUUUUGUACGUUGCUAGCUCUAGGUUGGAAUACGAUCUUUGCAAAACAAACAAACGAAAAAAAAGUGAAAAGAAAAGAAGGAAACAGCAUAAAAGAAGAAAAAGAAUGAAAACGAGAUUCUCGGGUACGUCUGUUAUCACAGCGCACCAAUCGAAUGUUACUUUACAGAUACCAUGUUCCAUUGAAAAUCAAUGUUAACGUAUGUUCGAAGUUAAUACAGUAUUCUGUCGUCGGUACCGUCUUAAAUGUGUGUGCACCAUUAUCUCGUUACCUGAUUUUCUGCCUAGAGCGUGAUUAUACGAUUAGGAGAGUGCGAUCGGAGCAGCCGCAUCUCACAGACUUUUAACGCGACGAACAAUUAGCGAGGUGGAGGGUGCCAGAACCGAGAACGUACGCGCGUGCAAGCCUUCACUCAGAACGACUCGGUCGAGCGAAAGAGAUUAACGUUUCUAGUGAUUAGAAGAAAUUUAAUAUUUUUUAGAAGUUUGAUUUUAUUCAGGAUAUUAGCAUCACCAGAAUAGACGUUUAAAACUCUGGAAUAAGAUUGGAAGCUUUUGAGUGUGAGUGAUUCUUUGUAUCACUGUACAAUAGAUGUGCCCUUAAUAUUUAAUUCAAUAGGUGUAAUUAAACAAGUCUUAGCUUUUAGAUUACAGGAUACUGCUAUGGGAGCUGUAGAAACAUUCAAAGUUAGUGUCUUUGUGUUUUCAGUCUUCACAAGAAAUUACGUUAACACGUAUUGGCAUAAGGUGUUGAUGAACCAUGUUAAUGAAAACUAAUGGUUUCUUAACUUUCAA